This is a messenger RNA of Cynoglossus semilaevis (tongue sole), 6166 nucleotides long. RefSeq lists its product as uncharacterized. The transcript has 14 exons. Gene Ontology annotation, biological process: regulation of gene expression. Bases 818 to 2104 code for a protein of 428 amino acids. Gene Ontology annotation, molecular function: POU domain binding; DNA binding. The record is from RefSeq and is a predicted model, not a curated record. Lineage: Eukaryota; Metazoa; Chordata; Actinopteri; Pleuronectiformes; Cynoglossidae. Gene Ontology annotation, cellular component: nucleus.
CUGAUGGCGUUCCUGGACAUUUUUUAGUUCAACAGGUCGCACAGACGCUUGAUGUUUUACUUAAAGUUUCCUCCAUCGACCACAACAUCUGUGAUUCUUGUAAAGAAUCUUUUUCUAUUAUUGUUUGCUGAGGUUUUUUUUUGUGUCGUUUAAAACGACAACAACAGCCCCACCUGUCAUAAUAUCUUUGCCUCAGAGAGGCCUUGACGAUGUACGUAAAAUGCAUUUCUUGUUGCAAUUGAUCUUGUGACGAUAGUCGGUUUAUUUAAGCUGUCAUCCUGACUUUCACCUUAUCUGUCAAGCCCUUCAAAAGCCAGUUGUUGUUUUAGCUAAUGCCUGUGUUUUAUGCAGAUGAUUAACACUCGUUUGGUCUCAUAACCCAAUCACACACCUGACCUAAAAGAGGAAAAAAGAUUGUCUGUACUUUAUCUUAUUGUCUUUUUUUAGCAGUACUUGUAUGUACAGUAUGUACAACAUAAAGUAAAAAGAACACAUUUAAAGUGAAGUCCUACGUUAUGUCACUUCUAAAAUAUUUGGAGCACAGGUUACCCUGCUGAGAAUCCUCCUCCACGUGGGCGUCCUCCGGUGGUGGGCGUUGAUUCUUUGGUUCUCACAAACACGAAUACACACACACACACACACACAGUUGUUCACACACACAUCAGCAGGUGCUGCUCUGUCGGUAUUUAGCGGUCGACACAGGGACAGACAGUAGUGGCAGCUAAGAGAUAGCUUGUUUUGUAGCGUUAUCCAGAUAGAGAAAAAGAGAGAGAAGCACUUCCUGUUUGCGCCUUGUUUUUAUUUUAAACAUAACAGAAUGAAAGGACGAUAUAAAAAACGGGACCUCAGAGACAGAUGUGAAGUCCCGGAUAAACUCUGCUCUUUCCCCGGUGAUCCCGCUGCCGGUUUUGCCGAGCCCAACGUUCCGACGCCCGUGUUUACUUCGCAGGAAGGAUCCGGGAGUAAAAGAGGUGCCAGAAGAUCUGAGAAGGUCUACCUUGGAGUUCGUGUCAAAAUGCCAGUGAGAGAUUUACUGAGAAAUAAGCGUCUAGCACAAGGCUGGGAACCCCAAGAUGUCCAGGAGACCAACAGGAAACGAGUUAAAGGAGAAAAGAAACGAGUCAACACUCGUACAGGAUACCAGACCACCAAGAAAAAACAUCCCACAAAAAGCCUGGAGGAGCUGGCAAUCAUCGUUGAGGUCCUGGAGGAGGAUCUCAGAGCAGGCAACACCUCCUACUCCCCCUUAAGUGUGCUCUCCUCGGACCCUGAGCAGUCGCCAGCAGGCUACAACAGUGACGAGUCUGAUGAAAUGAUCCCUAGCCCACAGGCGUACAUGACUUACUCGCUGGCGACAGGCGAUUGCCCCCCAAACCCGCCCCCACCUGGCUUCAUGUACACCAACUGUGAGCCUUCCUUCGCUGCCGCAAUGAGAGGAGACGAAGGAGGAGUGGAAGAAUGGUUGGAGCCACAGACGCCCAGCUGUAACCUGAACAGCUCGGCGUACUUCUGGACCCAGCUGCAGAAGGAGGAAAGCCUGUUGGUGGACAUCUCUGAUGCAGCUCUGCUGACCAGAGAUGAGCACGGAAGAACAGCACUUCACAAAGUUGCAUGUGUCGGUAAAAGGGCUCUGGGCUAUGCUGUAGCCAAAAGGAUGGCUGCACUCAACAGCCUGGACCUUAAAGAUGCUGACGGAAUGACUGCCCUUUUGCAUGCUGCAAACCACAACCAUCACCUCAUGGUGGCAGACUUGAUCUCUUUGGGGGCCAAUGUGAAUGAGGCAAACAAUUCAGGGAAGUCCUGUCUCCACCUCAGUGCUGAAAAAGGCUACAUCAGAGUUCUGGAGGUUCUCAAACAUGCAAUGACAAGUGGCUUGUAUGUUGAUGUUGAAGCUACUGAUAACUGUGGAAUGAGCGUUCUCCAGUGUACUUCAGUGGCUCUGAAGGACGCAGUGUGUGAGCUGGAAAGCAGCAGAUCCCCCAGUCAGACCAGACUGUACACACUCCGCCAAGAGCAGAUGUUGGAGACUCUGGAGUGUCUGCUGCACAUGGGAAGCUACCUCCACACCAUGAGAAGCUGGAGUAAGCAACCUAGACUAGGGUGACACUGUGAUCGUCAUCAUUUCAGAGACCCAACGGUAAUGUUGUGAGUUGGUUCAGGCCUGGAUCAUCAUGAGAAGACCAGAGAUAACAUGGUUCUUUUUCUCUGUCCAGGCCUGACAUGUAAAGCACUUGAUGUUUUGUGUGAGGUUAAAAAUGUCUGACUUUCGACCGGGCAUGUAUUUUUAUUAACCUGCACAAAAACAUUAGGUGCCAAUUAGCUGGUUUCUAUGAAACUUCCUCUGUUUGUUACAUUGUCGUAACAAGUUGUCCUCAGCCGGAGAGUCUGCAGAGGUGCAUUAAUAAAGUCCUAUAAGAAAAUAUUUGCAAGAUAAUACAACGAUUUUACAAGGGUUUUGGGGUGGGGUUUUUUUUUUGUUUUUUUUGUUCAAAUUCAGUCAAUAAAUCUGUAAAAACAAAUUAUUUCUUUAUGGAAAACUGCACAUUAUCCAAUGAGUGUUGAUAUAGUAUAAAAAUGCUGCUCGUAAAAAGGCAAGGUCUCACCCUGGUUUCAUGGAUAUACUGUAAGAGUGAGUUUAUUAAACUGCAGCCUUUUGUUGAUCACACAAUCCUUUGAAGUGGUAGACAGCAAAAAAAGCUGCGUGACUUCAAACAGCAGAUCGGAAUGUGCUUCUUGCCAUCAUUAAUUAAGUGACGACAAUCAAGCUGUUCUAUAACAGUCGCAGAUCUUGUCCAGUGCAGUGCUUUUUUUGGGGGGGGGUUGUUGGUUUACAAAUGCCCACUGUUCUGGUGGCUGUUUUUCUAAUGAAACCUUCAGGCAAACUUUGACAUUUUGAUUUUUCCAAAGGUUAACGAUGUUUGGAUGGGAAUGUUGUUAGAUGACAAGUUGUUGGGUAUUUUAGGCCAUAUUUUCUGACUGCCAUGACACUAAAACCAAUCAUAUUUAAAUCAGAAUUGAACUGUGGUUACCAUGCUAGCAUUUGCAUGAAGGGUUGUUUUGAGCGUUGUUUUGUAUUGGGAUAGUUUACUUUAAACUUUAUUUGUACUUGUUUACUGUUAUUAGAACAUUAUGACCAUCAUGGUUUGAUUUUUUUUUUUCAUUAUAAUCAUCGGUUCCCUUUUCGUGCCCCUUAGGAGAUGAGACUACUUUUGAGUCCCCUAACUCCUAAAUAUUUACAUCUGCUUCAAAAUUCCCACCAACUGUAUUUAAAUAAAUGUUAUUCCUACAAAACUGCUAUUCUUUUGAACAAAGGAAAUAAAUUACAGAUUUGUGUAAUUUUAAAUGAAGAUAUAUAUAGAUAUAUAUAUACUUUUUUUUCACGCUGGGGUGGGCAGCACCCCCCACUUUGGGAACCGUAGUGGUACCCUAUCAAAUGCAUUAGCCACUAUGUGCUAUAAAAAGUAAAUGUUUUUAUUGUAAAUGUUUUAAGUGUGUCUAGAGUGUUUUUAAUAUAAUUUUGAAUCACAGAGAUAUUUGUAAAAAAAAAAAGGAUCCUGUAAAACGGAUCAAAGGCCUCUUUUUUGUCUACUAAAUGUAAACGUGUUUGGUCACCAAUAUUAACACAUAGUGAUGUUUUUUGGCAGUGGGUCAAGUUGUAUUGUGUAUCACGCUGCAGUAAUCUUUGAGGUAAACUAUGGUGGCUCCUCGCAUAAUAAACAGUAAUACACAUUUUCUGUGUUGUGUUUUUCUACUCAUGACAUUUACUGUCAGUAAUAAUUUGAAGUCCGGACCACAGAUAAUGUUAAAGGUUAAUUUUAAACCAACCAUUAAUGUGCAAUGAGGCAACGCAAGGGCAGCUAAAAAGCAAGGCAAAACAAUGAGAAUAGUCUUAAAUAGAAAAUAGAUUCAAGGAGAAAAACAACCAGAAGGACAGUUGUGCAUGUUAUGUUAAGUGCACAAAAAUAUGUCAGGACUCAACUGAAAAAACUGCAGGAGAUCAUCAGACAUUUAUAAGAACCCCACGCAACCAAGCCAUCUCUUCUUUUUGCUGCUGCCCUCAGGCAGAUGUGCAGGGGGCAUCGCUCUUGAACAUCUAGACUGUUCCCACAGCUGUGGCCGCUUUGAACCACGUUAAAAAAAAAAAACCUCAAGUUGUUAUUGGCUUGUAAUCACUAUAAAUAUAUUCCCAGUACAGGUUUAAACUAAUACAAAAUGAUAAAUUGUCAUUCUUAAACAUUUCCAGUCAGUGUGAAGAUAGUGGUUGUUGGAGGGAUGUAUCAUAAUCAGUUAUACUUUUAUAGGCAUGUACAGUUAUGACUCAUGUCUCAUACAUAAAACACAUUUUUACCUCACCCAGGUAUAUGUAUUAGGGGAAAUUAAACGUGUGUACCAUUUGCGAUCAUUUCAUGAGGAUUAGAUUCUAAUUACUUAACCUUUUUAUAUUCGUCUUUUAUCACUAUAUCUGAUCAAAUGGCAGUUAUUCAGCUGUGCCAAGUUUUACUUGAUGAGGUUUUUUAACAUUUUUUUUUAAUUGUGUCUAUUUUGUUCUUCUCUGCUCUACUUACUAGCUUUAUUAUACUUGAGAUAUGUUUUAUCAUCCUUACAGUACAUUAGCAUAAGAUGGUAGUUAAAAUGGUGGAAGGUCGUGGCUGAAUAGCUUAUAGUUUACUGGUUAAAUGCAUAAUGAGUUAGUUUAUAGUUCUUUAUAGUGUGUUUGUGCAAGGUUAAAUGUUCUGUUUGAAGUUUACACGCUGUUAUAACUGUAUAGAAUUAGGAUGCUGGAUAUUCGCUUUGACGUAGCAACAAGUAAACAUGUUUUCCAUGUCGUUAAUGUCAGUGUUUUCCUAAAGACUUAGCUUCAGACAGUUAAAGAUAAGAAAUACCUGUUUUUGGACGUGUUACUUCCAACUGUCUGACUUAACAUAAAGAACAACAAAUCAUUAGAGAACAAUUGACACAAAUUGCAACAACCUGAUCGUGACCAGAACUCCUCAGGUUCAGCCCCCAUGUCACACAGACUGUAUGUUUUGAUAACACAUUUUACUUAAUAUACUUUUUUGUUGUUGUAAUUAAAUUAAUAAAUAAUGGAUGGAUAAUGCUUCAAAAACUUCGGCAUUUCGAAGAAAUGUUGAGUCCCUUGUGCCUCACUUUUAAUCUUACAGUUGUGCAAACAGAGUGACUACAUGCUGAGCAUUAGGCAUUGCUUACACUGAAGCUGCAGGCUAUUCUGCUACUCCAGCUCAUCUUCUACUAUGGAUGCUCCUGGUGGUCCCGCCACCUGCCUCCUUCCAUUUCUGUCCAUGCAUUGCAUCACUCUCCUCAUCCUGCAUCCUGCUAACCAACCCAUAUCCCAAAUGCUGUCACUCUGUCAGAGAAUCUUAAAGCUGACCCCCAGGCUGCUCGUGUGGCCUGACAGGAUGACAGGAAGUGUGUGACAGAGAAAACCCAGACGUGGGAAUCUUCCUGAGGAGCGCCGGUCAGUCCCAACUCACAGUCAAACCAGUGAUCUUCCUGCUGCAAGGUAUGAAUGUUAAACCACCGCACAUCCACACAUGCAGCUUUCUUAUCGUCACUCAGGAUUUAACCCUGUUUCGGCAAAAAAUAUUUAAGAAACAUAUUAGAAAAUUUUGCAUUUUUUAAAAUUUAUUUAGAGUAUGUGAAGUACUUUUUGUACAGCCAACUAAUUUUGUCUUUUAUGUUUUUAUAUUGUGAUCUUUGCUCCUAUAUAACUUUAAUUGUAUUGAGAAAAACAUGAAAUAUAAAUAGGACACGUCAUAUAAAAAUAACUAUGACUAUUAAUCGAUCAAAUCAAAGUUAAUUGAAUGAACUGUUGAUGUGAACAUCUGGAGGACACUGGUGAUCUUGGCCUACAAAUAUUUAAUUCUCUUUGAUAUGAGCCUCUUACACUGUAACUACUGUAUAUAUUUACAGUCGGCAGAUUUCAGUGUUGUGUGCAAUAGUGAAUAUACAAUGAAUUCCUCCACUCGCUGCCCUGUUUUCUGUAUUGCGGCAAAACGAUUGCCUGCUUCUCGCGCAGUAUUGCCCUCCAUCUGUCCUUUUGUACUGUACAACCGUACAGGAGCCCUCUCCAGCAGUGCAUCGUGGGAUGGGAAGAGCCUCCUUCAAAGACGCAGGCGGCCGCGCGCUCCUCUACUAUGGCACAUUG